AUGGCGUCUACUAGCUUCCCGUUGCCAGGAAUUGAACAUGGCAAACGCAUUCUUACCUCGGUGAUUGAACAUCGCGCCAAAGGUGGUGCCUCUGAAUCCUGGCUAUCUGUCCCGGUAGACGAGAUGAAUCUAUCCCUUGGUUAUAGGGAUCUUACCUUUUGGCAACUGAACAAUGCGGCCAAUCACGCCGCGCACUGGUUGAGCGAGAAUCUUCCCACUGGCGAGCCAUUCCAAUGCUUUGCCUAUAUCGGCCCAAAGGAUCUCCGCUAUCCAAUUCUGGCUGUCGCGGCAGCCAAGGCACAGAAGGUGAUGGUACUACCAUCGCCAUUGGUCACUCCGCAAGCCCAAUUGCAAAUAUUUGAAAAGAAGGGUUGUACGCUUUAUCUUAGUCCUGAGGAAAUGGCUGGGUCUGUAGCAGAAAUUCUCAAGGACAUCUCGCAUAUCCAGCCUAUCACCUUACCACCCCUGGAGCAUUUUUGGACUGAAACAGAAGCUAUUCCUGUAAACUACCCAAAGUCAUGGGCAGAAGGGAAAGAUGACCCUUGGUUGGUCUUUCACACUUCCGGGACAACUGGGAACCCCAAGCCUAUCACCUACUCGCACAAGAUGAUGGCUGGAGCAGACGUAGCGGCUUCUAUUCCUGAUAUUGAGGAGACUCAUAUACAUCAAUACGCCCAAAGGAGGUGGUAUACGCCUUUGCCGUCACUGCAUUUUGUUGGAAUGCUUAUGACUCUGUCUAUGACAACGUUUGUUCAUAUGACAGCCGUGAUUGGCCUUACCGGACCCCCAUCUCCAGAUGGUAUCACAGAAGUCCUACGCUACGGGCGCGUAGAGGGAGCCCUGCUUCCUCCGGUCCUCAUUGACGCCCUUUGUCUAUCACCUAACGGCCUUCAAGCCUUAAGGGAUCUAAAGUACAUCCACUACGCUGGCGCCCCGUUGUCUGCCAAAUCUGCUGAGCUUAUCAUUCCCCAUGCACAGGUGGUACCCUGUGUUGGUAGCACAGAAGCCGGCGGUUACUUCACAACUAUACACGGUAAACCUGAUACAUGGGAUUACCUUGCCUUCCAGAAACACGCGGGAGCCAUCUUUGAGCAACAAGUAGGUGACCUCCAUGAGCUUGUAUUCAUCCGCAAUCCGAAUUGUGCGAUGCAGCAGAUCUUCACGGUAUAUCCAGACCGAGACCGGUUCGAGACCAAUGAUUUAUGGGUCGAGCACCCAACUGAAAAGGGUCUAUGGAAGAUCAUUGGGCGGACUGACGAUUAUGUGUGUUUCUCGCAUGGAGAUGGAUUGCAUGCAUCUCUUCUAGAGCCCGAAAUUACGGCUCAUCCCGAUGUCAAUAACGCACUCAUCGGAGGGCAUGGAAGACAAUCACCUGUGCUCCUGGUGGAGCUUGCCAUGGGCGCAAAUGACGAGUCUCGUGAGGGGCUACUGGAGACUCUGUGGCCCUAUAUUGAGAAACUCAAUGCACGAUGCCAUGCCUCUGUGCAGAUUCCACCAGAAAAGGUGGUCAUUACUUCGAAGGAGAAGCCUUUCAUUAUGACUAUCAAGGGUAGUGUGGCGAGAAUGCAGACGUUGCGCUUGUAUGAGGAUGAGAUUGCUGCGCUGUUCACUUAG
Molecule: messenger RNA, 1614 nt
Organism: Penicillium pulvis
Lineage: Eukaryota; Fungi; Ascomycota; Eurotiomycetes; Eurotiales; Aspergillaceae
Product: putative AMP-binding enzyme
Exons: 4
Coding region: 1-1614 (537 amino acids)
Source: RefSeq, a predicted model, not a curated record